Molecule: messenger RNA, 1044 nt
Organism: Adineta ricciae
Lineage: Eukaryota; Metazoa; Rotifera; Eurotatoria; Adinetida; Adinetidae
Source: the annotation of a GenBank genome assembly
AUGCCUGUGCUUCUCACCGAUAACACUGCGUGUGAACUAGGGCUUUCGAAUCGUACACAAGGAAUUUUUCGAGAGCUCGUACACGAUGAUCAGGAGGAGCCAGAGAGCUUUAAGAUAAAGAGCGAUGUAUUUCCCUUCAAUACAAUAUACAUACGAAAACCAUUAUAUGCGCUCGUGGAAAUUAAUACAUUACAAGUAGAAACGAAUCUUGAUGGUCUUCGGCCAAAACUAAUUCCUAUUCCAUUAAUCAAAAAGCGAUUCACUGUUCCUAUAAAGCAACUCUUCGGGCAUCUACUCGAUCGAGUGCAAAGUGGGAGAAAACUUCCACAAGUCAUUCAAGUUACAAGAACGCAACUACCAAUUGUACCUGCCUUCGCUAUAAUUGCAUACAAGGCGCAAGGACUCACAAUGAAUAAAAUCGUAGUCGAUCUUCAAGUUCCACCAGGGACACUGCAAAAAAUCCAGGAAAUCCAUGUUUCGGAUCCGAGACCGUCGGAAUCCAAUGCGAUUCCGUCACCAGGAUUUCAUCGGAUCCGUCGAAUUCCUGUAGGAUCUGAUAAAAUUCUGUAUAGGAUCCGAUGGGAUUGUUCGACCUGGGUUUCGGAUCCGAGACCGUCGGAAUCCAAUGCGAUUCCGUCACCAGGAUUUCAUCGGAUCCGUCGAAUUCCUGUAGGAUCUGAUAAAAUUCUGUAUAGGAUCCGAUGGGAUUGUUCGACCUGGGUACGUGAAACAGAAUUUCAUGCACUUAAUAUUCAAGAAUUAAGUGAAACAAUUGACUCUAUGAAUCCUCUCAAAUGGAGUAAUUUCGUCAAAUUAUGCCGCCAUCGAUUUAUUGAAUAUCCACAUGUAUUUCGACGUGAUGCAUUUCAUGGUGCUAUUUGUAAUAACGCAGAAAAAGUUCGUCAAUUAGAAAAUGAACAACCACAGGCAAAAACCAUUGCAAAUAGGACACCAACUCAAUUGUGUAUUAAAAGUACUAACAUGGCGUCUAAAUUUGAAUACUCAAUCUUGGGAAUAUAUAUGAUUGGUGUAUCAACAACAUGA